AUGGGCUCCACUAAGGACGCAAAAAAUAUUGAUAAUAAGAAUGAUAGGGGGUUGGCUGGCACAAGCGGUAACAAGGUCGUUAACCAUGCCGGUUCAACGACUGUUGAACAUAAAAAUGCUGACAAGGAAAAGGGGAAACAAGAAAAGGAAAAUAGAGAGGGAACCACACAAUCAAGUGCUUCAGUAGAAUCGCACUCCCCACAAGUAAGCCACCAUUCAGAUAAGCUCUCCUCCUUUGAUUCGCCUUUACAUUUGCCAAAUUUCAAAUUGGCAGAUGACUUGUUUUCAAACUCGUCAAGAAGAUCAUCAGAUUCCGCUGCAUCUUCCUCCGUAUCCAAACUCAAAUCUGCCCAGCUUUCCAAAAUAGGUCUACAUCAUCCCCAUGCAAACAAUAGUAAAUCAAGUCAUAGAAGUGGAACUCCGACAUCUGAACUGAAAGCUAACUACUCACCUGAUUCCUCUACGCCGCGAUUCAUUGUAUCUAGUAUGGUUGGUAAUGGCCGGGGAGGUGGUGGUCUACACGGUGCCACUUCGAACGUCGUCAAGAAACUCCAUUCUAGAAAAAAAUGGGACUGGAACAGUUUACCGGCAUCUGAUUCUUCUCUAUUAAUCAAAACCGCUUCAGGAAAUCAUAAUCUAAUCAAUAUCUGCAUAGACGGCGAAUUCAAACAAAUAAUGUAUGAUCCGAAUCAUAAUGAGCUCUUCAAUAGGAUGGACUUGUUCCUAUCUUUCAACAUGGACUCUUCGCCAAAGGACUCUUUAAUUUUUGCCAAGAAAAGAUUACGGUCGUACAUUGAUUUCCUAACAAAAUACUUGGAAUCUAGGAAAUAUGCAUUUGAAUGUUAUCCAUUUAACAUCGAAAACACCAUAAGCAUAGAAACUGAAGUUAAAUGCUUUCCAUCGUUUGACCCGUUGAAAGAUUAUUCUGAAAUUGAAUCCCUGAUUCAAUUAUGGUUGGCUCAGUCCCAGAAAUUUUUACUACAAUCAAAUUCAUUUUUCUUUUCAUCUGAAGUAGUGGAAGAACUAAUAAAAAGAAAACCAACUACAAGGCAACAUUCGAAUCCAACAAUCAGCACCACCAGCAAUAAGAUCAGUGACCCUACAUUAUAUAUUCAACAAUUAGAUAUAGAAUCAAACUCCCCAAGACCAGUAAUAUCGGAUCCAUUGGAUGAAAUUGACAUCUUAUUAAUAAGACCGUUGCAUAAAACCCUGGGUGGCUGGCAGCUAGCGUAUGAUGAACCAAGCUUGAACAUCGCAGACUUCCCAUUGGAUUUAUCCCCCUGGAUGAUUAACAGUAGUAACGAUGAUACCCAGAAUAAGAACAUUGGCAACGAUGGUAUUGCUCCUGAAUAUUUGACAAACUUGCAAAAUUAUCUACCAAGAAAGGGUUCAAGAGCAAAAAUAGUCUCUGAUGAACAGGAAGUUAUUGAAUUGAAUUCUUCCAAUGCUUCAGAGUAUAUGUUUGACUGUAUGAACAGAAAGUUCUUUACAGAUGACGCAAAAGAACGUAUUUCCAGAAACAACUUCAAUCAUGGAGUUGAUGAAGAUCCUUUAAGCGACCCAUUUGCUUCAACUAGAUCUUUAUCAUUGCCAUCAUCGGGGGCAGAUGUUGUCAAAAGGAAGAAGAGCCCUACCAAGGGUAAUAAAAAAUCAGGUUUCGUCAAUUUUUUUAAGAGAAAACAUUCUCAACUUGCAUCGACUUCGCAUAAUACAAGUCCUUCAAUAUCACCUAGCAUAUCUUCCUCUUCUUCCCCGAAGAUUCAACCACAGUCACACCUCUCUAGUCCCCCUCGAACAGACAAAGCUCACCACGUUAAAUCAACUAAUCAAGCACUUCAAAAUGAAUGGCUGGAGAACUUUUUCUGCCGGACUUUGAGCAACUACAAAGAAAUCGAUUUACCAACACAAUUUGUUUUGCCUAAGGAAGUGAAGAGGUCCUCAAAUACGCAAUCUCAGCCCGAAGAAGAACCACCUUUGUCAUCACCUGUUUCCUCUAAUUCAGAAAACUCUACUCCAAGUGAAGGACUGGAUAGGGCAAAAAGCGCAGCCAUUUAUGGUAAAGAAUAUUUAAAAUUGAGGCUGCCAUUCGCAUCAGACACUAUACCCGCUGUAAUAUGCCCAUGGGUCUGGACAAGUCUAAGUUAUUAUAAAUGGAAAGCUCUGCUUAGGGAAAUAUACAGGUCAAUAAUUCCCGGCGGGUACGCGCUCGCAAUUGUUCCAGAUUUAAGGAUUUCAAAUACAUACUAUACCGGAAUCCUUGGUAAUGCCGAUGCUGACAAGGCAAACAAUACAUCAGAAGAGUUUUUGACGACAAAGGAAAGGGAUAAGACGUUUGAUGCUAUGGCUAUUGAUGCGAUAAAUAAAGGGUUACAUAUCCACCCAACGAAGCAUUUAACGAGGACAUUUAAGGAUGUAGGCUUUACAGGAAUUAAGUCCUCUGUCCUAAGUUUGAAAACUGGUGACUUUAAAACAGAUAUGGGUUUUUUGAAUGAAUUUAAUUCUUUAGAUAUGUGGGAUUACAUGUUAAGAAGGCAGUUACCAGAUAGUAGUUGUCCUCCAAAGGAUACCGACCCUACCACUCUUUUCAAAAGAUACGUGGAGGAACAUAUGGGAAAAAUUGAUGACAACGCCGGCUGCUUCAGAACCUUAUACGUGGUGGCGCAAAAGCCUAAACUGCCGUAUACCAAAUAA
Molecule: messenger RNA, 2691 nt
Organism: Saccharomyces paradoxus
Lineage: Eukaryota; Fungi; Ascomycota; Saccharomycetes; Saccharomycetales; Saccharomycetaceae
Exons: 1
Coding region: 1-2691 (896 amino acids)
Source: RefSeq, a predicted model, not a curated record